UGCUGCUGCAACAACCGGUUGCAGUGCGGCGUCGCGACGCCCGCUCCAGCUGAAACGUGCAGCAUCCGGGGAUGACGAAGACGGACGGCGUAGCUGAUAGUGAACGGCCGCAAGUAGAAACGCGAUGCCCGGGGAAACUGUGGAGACCAUUGGUGAGUUGCACUUGCUGGUUGAGAGGUCCGCGGCGAAUGUGAUGCAUGACGACAAAGUGGAGGUCGUUGAGGCUGAGACGAAGAAUAUCGGCAACGACGACAACAAUGAUGAGACUGUGAAGGAGGUUGAUGAUCAUGAUGAUGAUGACGAUGAUGAUGGGGAGAUGAUGGACGAGGAGAGACAAUUGGCUCCGUCGGGACUGAGUAAAAAGCGGUUUAGUAUCGAGCAAGACUUUCUGGAAAAGACGGCAAACACUCUACGAUGGCAUCUGGUCUUCAGCGUCUUUCUGACGUGGUUCGUGGGGCUGGUGGUGGUGUGCGUUUCAUCGGUCGCAAUGUAUCACAGCAAAGCGGUAUGGGACUUUUGGGGAGAACAGAAUCUCGACGAAAUCAACAGCUUCUUGGCCAUGGUGCAGAACGUCUCGAACUUGGAGCAACUCAGCGAAGUCCUCUUCAAGCAACAAAUUUUCGGAACAAUCUUCGUCACGUUCGGCGGAUUCAACGCGCAGCUCACCUGCGCCAUAACCAUCUUUGUUUACGGCGCAUACCUCGUCCGCAACCCACAGGACAUAUACGUGUGGUUCCUCUACGGCGUCAACAAUAUGAUCUACAUGCUGUUCUACGGCAUCUUCUUCGACCGUUGCAUGAGAGCCCCAAUCACCGAUCCGCUAGAACGGUGCAACGCUCGCAUCCUGCAACGCAUCGACACCUUCGAGCUGUCAACGCUGUGCAAGUGGUUGCAGACGAUGACCGUCAUCCUCGCCGUCUUCAACGCAAUCGUGGUCAAGUACUGCAAGAUGGUCCACGUGAAGGCGCACAAGCUCGUCAAGGAGGAGAAGAUGUACUACGAUUACGUCGACGUCUCCGAGGAGGACCUCGUUGGCGAUCCCAAACCCGUUGGUUUGUCGCUCCUGCCGCAGAAGGAAGAUGACGAUCCACCAGUUAUCGUUCACUAAACCAACGAAGACCUAACUAAUACCGAAUUAUUUACCUUUUUCUCCCCCAUGACUAUUCAUAAGUCAAUCUCCUUCUCAAAACUAUAUAUUUAAAUAACACUCAUU
Messenger RNA from Nicrophorus vespilloides, 1213 nucleotides. RefSeq lists its product as uncharacterized. Bases 125 to 1108 code for a protein of 327 amino acids. The transcript has 3 exons. Lineage: Eukaryota; Metazoa; Arthropoda; Insecta; Coleoptera; Silphidae. The record is from RefSeq and is a predicted model, not a curated record.